Molecule: messenger RNA, 2607 nt
Organism: Glycine soja
Lineage: Eukaryota; Viridiplantae; Streptophyta; Magnoliopsida; Fabales; Fabaceae
Product: putative clathrin assembly protein At2g25430
Exons: 2
Coding region: 272-2230 (652 amino acids)
Biological process (GO): vesicle budding from membrane; clathrin coat assembly; clathrin-dependent endocytosis
Cellular component (GO): clathrin-coated pit; clathrin-coated vesicle
Molecular function (GO): SNARE binding; 1-phosphatidylinositol binding; clathrin heavy chain binding
Source: RefSeq, a predicted model, not a curated record
GACAGAGAGUUUCGGUAGACGGUAGCUAUUAACAUUACAACACCUUUUUAUUAUUUCACCUCUCUCUCUCUCUCUCUCAUUGCCAUAGAUCUGAAACACAGAUCACAGGGUUAACGCUUUUUGACCCUUCUCUCCAUUGGUCAUUCCCCCGAAUACGCCGCACCUAUAAUCUAGCACCGACCGGACCCUCCAUACCCGUUUUCGCGCGGAUCUAGGAGCUCAGCUAGGGUUUAGUGUGUGAGUGAAUAAGGUUGUUGUUGGGGGGUUUGCGAUGGCUCCGACCACGAUCCGGAAGGCGAUUGGGGUGGUGAAGGACCAGACAAGCAUCGGGAUAGCGAAGGUUUCGAGCAACAUGGCGCCGGAGAUGGAGGUCGCGAUUGUGAAGGCGACGAGCCAUGACGACGACCCCGCGAGCGAGAAGUACAUAAGGGAGAUCUUGAACCUCAUGUCCCACUCGCGUGGCUACGUCCACGCGUGUGUCACCGCCGUGUCCAAGCGUUUGGGGAAGACGCGCGACUGGAUUGUGGCGCUCAAGGCGCUGAUGCUCGUGCACAGGCUCAUGAACGAGGGCCCGCCGCUGUUCCAGGAGGAAAUCCUCUUCGCCACCCGCAGGGGAACCAGGCUCCUCAACAUGUCUGAUUUCAGAGAUGAGGCUCACUCCAGCUCCUGGGAUCACUCCGCUUUUGUGAGGACCUAUGCUAUGUAUCUAGAUCAGAGGCUUGACUUGAUGCUCUUUGAUAGAAAAAGCACCGCCGCCUCCUAUGGUGGCGGUGCGGGUAGUGUUGGCGGUGGCGGCAGUGAUGAUAGAUUUGGCGGAAGAGACAAUUUCCAGUCACCGCCGUAUGAGUACGGCGGUGGUGGUGAAUUUAGAGGGGAAGGCGGCUAUGGGAAUGGGAUGAGGAAGACGAGAUCGUAUGGGGACAUGAGUGAAUCGGUGGGGAGAGGGGAAGAGAAGAGGGUUGUGAGUGUGACUCCGCUGAGGGAUAUGACGCCAGAGAGGGUUUUCGGGAAGAUGGGACAUUUGCAGAAGUUGUUGGAUCGGUUUUUGGCUUGUAGGCCUACUGGGUUGGCUAAGAAUAGCAGGAUGGUUUUGAUUGCGCUGUAUCCUGUGGUUAAGGAGAGUUUUCAGUUGUAUGCUGAUAUAUGUGAGGUUUUGGCUGUGUUGCUUGAUAAGUUCUUUGAUAUGGACUAUGCUGAUUGUGUGAAGGCUUUUGAUGCUUAUUCUAGUGCGGCUAAACAAAUUGAUGAGUUGGUUGCAUUUUACAAUUGGUGUAAGGAUACCGGUGUGGCGAGGUCCUCGGAGUACCCUGAGGUUCAGAGGAUUACCAAUAAGUUGCUUGAGACAUUGGAGGAGUUUGUGAGGGAUAGGGCCAAGAGGCCAAAGAGUCCGGAGAGGAAAGAGGAGGUUCCGCCGGUGGAGAAGGUAGAGGAGGAGCCGGCCCCGGAUAUGAAUGAAAUCAAGGCACUGCCACCACCAGAGAAUUAUAUCCCACCUCCUCCGCCUGAGCCAGAGCCUAAGCCGCAGCCACAGGUUACGGAGGAUUUGGUGAAUCUGAGAGACGAUGCAGUUACUGCAGAUGAUCAGGGAAAUAAAUUGGCUUUGGCACUCUUUGCUGGUGCACCUGCUAAUAAUGUAAAUGGAUCAUGGGAAGCCUUCCCAUCAAAUGGACAGCCAGAAGUGACUUCAGCCUGGCAAACCCCAGCUGCAGAGCCCGGGAAAGCUGAUUGGGAAUUGGCAUUGGUAGAGACUGCUAGCAAUUUGUCAAAGCAGAAGGCAACUUUAGGUGGUGGGUUUGAUCCUCUAUUGUUGACUGGCAUGUAUGAUCAAGGAAUGGUGAGGCAGCAUGUCAGCACUACCCAACUGAGUGGAGGGAGUGCAAGCAGUGUGGCAUUGCCAGGACCUGGGAAGACUACAACCCCUGUGUUGGCUCUCCCCGCCCCGGAUGGAUCCGUGCAGCCAGUUAAUCAGGAUCCAUUUGCCGCAUCGCUGAGUGUUCCACCACCGUCCUAUGUCCAAAUGGCUGAUAUGGAGAAGAAGCAGCACUUGCUUGUGCAGGAGCAGCAGGUGUGGCAUCAGUAUGCUAGGGAUGGGAUGCAAGGUCAAUCUAGCUUGGCCAAACUGAAUGGCGCUGGAUACUAUGCCGGAGGUCCUAUGCCCAUGAUGCCUUAUGGAAUGCCCCCAGUCAAUGGAAUGGGGCCUCCAACCGGGUAUUAUCACACUCCUUACUGAUACCCCUUUCACCUUUUUUUUCUUUUCUGUGUCACAUCUAUAGGUUGUUUCGUUUAUUUUUUACUACGACAUAGUGUUUGGCUUGGUUUCAAAUGAUGUCAUCUUAUUCUUGAGAUCUGCACAUUAGUACAACGGGGUUGCUAAGGAGACUGGGUUGAAGAGACAAAUUCUUGUUGGGUUUUGAUGCUGGGAGAUGUGUAACUCAUUUGUGAUAUCUCUCUGUAUUUUGUAAUAUUAGCAUUUUCUUCCCGAUUUUGUACUUCCAAGUGAUUCUUGCACCUUAAAAACAAACGAUUAACUACUGUAAAUUUUAUUAAAUGCUGGUACUGAUGAACACUAUUGGUUAUACCAAAUGAUAUUUCCAUCUUGUGGGAGCA